Molecule: messenger RNA, 699 nt
Organism: Durusdinium trenchii
Lineage: Eukaryota; Dinophyceae; Suessiales; Symbiodiniaceae
Source: the annotation of a GenBank genome assembly
AUGGCGCACGACCGGGGGUCAGUGGCUCGCCGUGGCCGCGCUGCACUUGGAGCAGACGAGCAGUCACGGCGGCAGCCAGGAGUGAAGACUGGCGAACUUCCGUCGCAAGGGACGCAAGCUCGCCCAAGGGACGCCUCUAUUGCUGCCUUGCUUUGUAGCCUCACUGCCAUUCUCAUGGGCAUAGCGAUAUUCAGAGUCACAGGGACCAAUUUGCUGUUUCUUGGUGGUGCUGCUGCAGAGUUUCUUUUAAUGUUCAUGCCCUGCAGAGGCCCACCAGCACUGGGCAUUCUUUUGGCUGCGCUUGGGGACAGGCUGCCAAGAGGCAUGCAACUUCAACUGAUGGGCUAUUGUUUCGUGGCCCUCACGGGCUUUACGGCUUUCUCCUGGGCGUUUAGUUGGCUUGCCGCAGAGAUGCUUGGUGUUGCUCGAGAGGUGGUUGCUGUCUUCCUCAGUGCCAGUUGCUUGAUGCUGACAGUUCACUGGGCUAGCAAUUUCGCACAGAAGGUGACAUUGUUGUGGUGCUCUGGCGCCCAGAGAACAGACGCCAAAGAUGCGGGGAGCACGGCUUCACAUGCAAAGCUUCAAGACGAGCUUGUGCAGUUACAAGCAGAACUGGAGCAGGUGAGUGCAGUUGCCACUCGUGCGAUGCAAGGAUCGAUUUUGUGCAAGAUUUGCUAUGAACAGGAAGCUACUUGGUGA